This is a messenger RNA of Elaeis guineensis (African oil palm), 952 nucleotides long. RefSeq lists its product as uncharacterized. The record is from RefSeq and is a predicted model, not a curated record. NCBI's taxonomy places the organism in Eukaryota, Viridiplantae, Streptophyta, Magnoliopsida, Arecales, Arecaceae.
AGAAACAAAUACAGGGGUGCACACGCAAAAUCCCCAAACUUGGUUAAUAGGAGUCUUCCUCUCUUUUUUUAUGUGAAAAGUAGUCUUCCUCUUUCGGCCGGUCCUCUUCUUUCUUAUUUCAUCUCUUAUCCUCUCUUCUCCUCAAUUCUCUCUUCUCCAUCCCCUCGAUCAAUAGUAAUCAUACUAAUACUCAUAAUAAUCCAUCGAUGGAGCCGUUGGAGGAGGUGGUGGAGUACAGCUGGAGGGAGGUGGUGCUGCCGUCGCUGAUUCCGGUGGUGCCGGAACCGGAGCUGGAGAGGGAGACCGGCGAGCGUCGGCGAGGGAGGGACCUCCUCGUCGCCAUUGACCACGGGCCCAACAGCAAGCACGCCUUCGACUGGGCCCUCGUCCACCUCUGCCGCCUCGCCGAUACCCUUCACCUCGUCCACGCCGUCUCCAGUGUGCACAACGAUGUGGUGUACGAGAGUUCCAGAGAGCUGAUGGAGAAGCUGGCGGUCGAGGCCUUCCAGGUGGCCCUGGUGAGGACGAAAGCCAGGAUCGUGGAAGGCGACGCCGGAAAGGCAAUAUGCAGAGAGGCGGAGAGGCUGAAGCCAGCGGCCGUCAUCAUGGGCACCCGUGGCCGCAGCAUCCUCCAGAGCGUGUUACAAGGCAGCGUCAGUGAAUACUGCUUCCACAAUUGCAAAGCAGCACCAGUCAUCAUCGUCCCAGGCAAAGAUGCUGGUGAACAGUCUGUGAUCUAAUCGCCGUGACAUCCGGCAGCUAUUCUUCUGGCCUCCCUGCUGCUUUUUACCCGCGUGCUGUAUUCAUGCCUCUGUUCUGCUCCGCACCGGCAGGGUUUCAUUGUACGUAUGAACUUGUAAGAGCUUGUUUGGUGGUUUGUGAUUUCAUUUGUAUGGCAUACAGAAUAAAUAUUGAUUUGCAUGCAACUAAAGCUUCGUUUUAGAAACAAAAA